Rhododendron vialii is the source of this 738-nucleotide messenger RNA. RefSeq lists its product as uncharacterized. The coding region runs from base 1 to 738 and encodes 245 amino acids. Lineage: Eukaryota; Viridiplantae; Streptophyta; Magnoliopsida; Ericales; Ericaceae. The record is from RefSeq and is a predicted model, not a curated record. The transcript has 2 exons.
AUGAUGGACUAUGAAACAAGAUACACUCCUUCGGAGAAGACCUGUUGGGGGCUAGUAUGGGCCAUGAAGAAACUAAGGCAUUACCUAUUAGCACAUCCGGUAGUUCUGGUUUCUCGAUUAGACCCAAUCAAAUAUCUUUUUGAGAAAUCAGCACUUAUUGUAAAGCUAGCUAGAUGGUUAUUACUAUUAGCAGAGUUCAACCUCAAUACCAUGACAAGGAAAUCAGUAAAAGGAAAGGCUGUGGCAGAAUUCUUGGCGGAUCAUCCUGUAACAAAGGCUGAAGCAAAAGACUUCAUGUACCCACAUGAAGACAUCUUGUGUCUUCUAGACGAUACUUGGCAACUUUACUUUGAUAGAGCAUCAAACCAAUGUGGGUAUGGCAUAGGGGGGAGACUGGAAGGUUCAAGAAACACGCUGAAAUUGUACCACUCUGUGCUGGAAGCUCUAAUUCCACAAUUCGACUCUGUUAUCUUCACGUACACUCCACGAGUGAGUAAUAGGUUCGCAGAUGCAUUGGCAACAUUGGCCUCUAUGGUUGAAAUACCCCUGGGAUUCACAAUGUGGUCGUUAAUGAUCGAGCAAAAGGUCAAGCCAACAUUUGAGUGCACUUUCACUGAAAAAGGUGAGGACGAUGGAAAACCAUGGUAUAAGGAUGUAAAGAAGUUCCUGAAAGUGAGCGAAUAUCCCCCCGAAGCCACCUCAAAGGAUAAAAUGGCCCUGCGGAAGUUUGCCUCCUGA